ACUCUAGUGAAGAGUCUCAAGUGAACAACACUCUCUCUUCGAUUUCUGCAGUUUCAAUGGCUUCCUUAACAACAUCUUCGUCUUCCUCGCUUCUUCCCAAAACACUUCUCCCCGUAAGCCAUCUGAAUCGUUUCUCUACACUCUCCGAUAUCCGCGUUGGCGACACAUGGACUCCUCUGCUCCGGAGCAUCUCCACCGCUGGGUCUCGGCGUCGGGUGGCGAUUGUGAAAGCUGCGACGGUGGAUUCUGAUUACUCGUCGAAACGGAGUAGUAGUAAUGAGCAGAGAGAGACGAUUAUGCUUCCUGGAUGUGAUUACAAUCAUUGGCUUAUUGUAAUGGAGUUUCCCAAAGAUCCAGCGCCAACUAGAGAGCAGAUGAUUGAUACUUACCUUAACACUCUUGCUACUGUUCUUGGAAGCAUGGAAGAGGCAAAGAAGAACAUGUAUGCAUUCAGUACCACCACGUAUACUGGAUUCCAAUGCACCAUCGACGAAGAAACAUCUGAGAAGUUCAAGGGUUUGCCUGGAGUGCUCUGGGUCUUGCCUGACUCCUACAUAGAUGUCAAGAACAAAGACUAUGGAGGCGACAAGUACAUCAAUGGAGAGAUUAUCCCGUGCACAUACCCAACAUACCAACCAAAGCAGCGCAAUAACACAAAGUAUCAAAGUAAGAGGUACGAAAGAAAAAGAGAUGGUCCUCCACCACCAGAACAGAGGAAACCAAGACAAGAACCCGCCGCUUCUGAUUCCUCUUAAACGAUAAUAAGAUAAUGGAGUGUUUGCAAGUUUUGAUCUUUUGGUUAGUCCCUUAGCUUAUUGAAGUCGAGUGUAAAAUCGUCUAGUACCCAAAUGAUGAUACUAUCAUCACCACACCUUGAACAAUAUUUUUAUUGUUUUGUAGGAUGAACUUCAACUUGAACCAUUUGUUUUUUUAGGGUAUGUUUGGCUUUGGUUUGGUUUGAUUU
Arabidopsis lyrata subsp. lyrata is the source of this 964-nucleotide messenger RNA. Its product is annotated as multiple organellar RNA editing factor 9, chloroplastic. Gene Ontology annotation, biological process: chloroplast RNA modification; cytidine to uridine editing. The coding region runs from base 57 to 755 and encodes 232 amino acids. Lineage: Eukaryota; Viridiplantae; Streptophyta; Magnoliopsida; Brassicales; Brassicaceae. The record is from RefSeq and is a predicted model, not a curated record. The transcript is spliced from 4 exons. Gene Ontology annotation, cellular component: chloroplast.